CAAGAAUCCUUCAGAUCUUGGCCCCCUGUCUCCUUUUGGUUAAUUGAUCCAUCUCCACUUCCGACCAACCAAUAAGAAGCUCAGUAUUACCAUUUCACCAACGAAUUGACCCUUGAACCCUGCAGAAGCCUCCCCACAGGUUCCCACACGUCAUGCAAUGAAACCAUCAUCGAAUUCUUCAAUCAGCUCAUGCUGCAAGUAAGACCUACAAACAUAAUUCACUCCAGCAUCACCCUUCAAUGCUGACAAUUUGAAAUCUAAUCCGUACUCCGUUGUCUUACUUCUGAAAGAAACCCCUCAGUUCUACCAUACUUAACUGAAUAACUCUUACAUGCCCCCCAUAACCCGACUCCUCCAACUUCUCCGUCAAACACUACCUCGCAAUUCCCGAGCUUUCACAACCUCAUCACCCACCAUGGUCCAAGAAUAUAAACUCAAAGGCCUCACCGCGCUCGACCUCAAGCCGGGCGAGAAGCGAGAGGUAGAAGUAGAAGGCAUCGAAGAAGGAAAAGUGCUACUCCUCAAUUGUGGGGGAAAGACGACGGCGGUUGGUAGUAAAUGUACCCACUAUGGAGCUCCGUUGGUGAAAGGUGUUUUGACUGGUGAUGGAAGGAUUACCUGUCCUUGGCAUGGUGGUUAGUAUUCUCAAUCCCGAUUCUGUUCGAGUCCUUUUGGUUUGAGGGAGAUGUUGAUGUGAGAGAUAUGUAGCAUGUUUUAAAGCCUCAAACGGUGAUAUUGAGAAUGCACCCGCCAUCGAUUCCCUCCCUUCCUUCGAGCUUUCCGAGAAAAGCGGUGGGGUGUAUAUUAAUGGCGAGGAACAACACAUCAAAUCCUCGCGUCGAAAGCCCAAGAUCCGCAUUUCAGGAAAGGCCGGUGGGAACGAGAAGGUUGUUAUUGUAGGAGGAGGAAGCGGAGCUUUAGGAACUCUCGAAGCUUUGAGGGAGAAUGGUUUCAGUGGUUCCAUCACGAUGAUUGGAAGCGAGGGGUACCCACCAAUCGACCGCACCAAGCUAUCCAAAGCUCUAAUCGACGACCCAUCAAAGAUUGCUUUGAGAGAUGCAGCUUGGUUCAAAGAGGGAUCCGUCGACGUCGUCAACGACGAAGUCACAGAUGUAGAUUUCUCCAGCAAGAAAGUCUCCACUAAGAGCGGUUCUUCAUACGCAUACACAAAACUAGUCCUAGCAACCGGCGGGACACCAAGAAGCCUCCCCCUCCCCGGUUUCAAAGAACUAGAUAACAUCUUCCUCCUCCGCACCAUCCCCCAUGUCAAAUCCAUCCUCGCCGCCAUCGGCUCAAAGAAUAAGAAGAUAGUCAUCAUAGGAAGUUCAUUCAUCGGCAUGGAAGUCGCCAACGCUAUCGCUAAAGACAACACCGUAACAGUAGUCGGCAUGGAAUCCACGCCCCUUGAACGAAUAAUGGGUUCCUCCGUCGGCUCCAUCUUCCAAAAAUCACUCUCCAAAUCAGGCGUAACAUUCAAGAUGUCGGCUGGCGUCGAAAAAGCCACGCCCUCAUCCUCAGACCCAUCAAAAGUAGGGGCCAUCCUCCUCAAAGACGGGACCUCUCUCGAAGCCGACCUAGUCAUCCUAGGAACUGGCGUUGCACCCACAACCGAAUUCCUGAAAUCCAACAGUGCCGUCAACCUCCUCAAGGACGGCUCUCUAGAAACAAAUGAGAGUUUCCUCGUCAAAGGCCAUACAGACGUCUACGCAAUCGGAGACAUCGCAACAUACCCCUACCACGGACCCGGGGGCUCCGGCUCACUCACCCGAAUCGAGCACUGGAACGUCGCCCAAAACGCCGGACGCGCAGCAGCAUCACACAUUCUCGAUCCAUCUGCCUCGCCCAAGGCAUUCAUCCCGAUUUUCUGGUCGGCGUUGGGCAGUCAGUUGCGGUACUGUGGAAACACAGUCAAUGGAUGGGACGACCUCGUUCUCAAGGGAAGUCCGGAGGAAGGAAAGUUCGUCGCUUAUUACGCGAAGGGGGAGGAGGUUGUGGCGGUGGGUAGUAUGCAGGUUGAUCCUGUGGUGAUGCAGUGCUCGGAGCUUAUGAGGAGGGGCAAGAUGCCUAGUAAGAGUGAGAUUGAGAAGGGGGUUGAUGUUUUGGAGAUUGAGGUUCCGGCUGAGACUACGAUUUGAAUGGGAAGGUAGAUGAUGGAUGGGAAUGCAUCGGUUGGAGAAAAAUGAUACAACGUUGGUAAUGAAGUUAGUGAGCAGUCAUGAUUGUGAUUAUUGCGAUUUGGGGUUAUUUGGGAAUAUGAAUCAGUUCUUCGAUAUCUAUCGAGCAAUAAGUCUUCCGCCUAUAGUACUAGUCCUUCUGGUAAUCAUCACUUGUAGGUUUCUAUAGCCUUGGCGGUUAUUUUACUAGUGAAACGGUGAGUAGUCUUCGCGGAGAUAUAUGGAACUAGACAUUAUGUUAGAAUAAUUGUUAACUUCCGUGGUAAAUUCACUCUUGAAGGAGGCAAGGGUUUUAAGCAAAUACUACUAAGGGUACUCGAGUAAUAGAAGUUAGCAAG
Molecule: messenger RNA, 2512 nt
Organism: Hymenoscyphus albidus
Lineage: Eukaryota; Fungi; Ascomycota; Leotiomycetes; Helotiales; Helotiaceae
Source: the annotation of a GenBank genome assembly